This is a messenger RNA of Ostertagia ostertagi, 960 nucleotides long. The record is from the annotation of a GenBank genome assembly. Lineage: Eukaryota; Metazoa; Nematoda; Chromadorea; Rhabditida; Trichostrongylidae.
AUGGCAGCGCCUGAUCCCGGCAUCCUGCUGCCGCAGCGAAUCGCCGGAUACGUCGUAGCCUAUUCGGGCCGCCAUCAGAUCGGCCUGGCCGGGCUGUCGGUGGCGGUCUUCGCGCUGGCCGCCGUUCCGCUGGAAUUGCAGCGCCGCCUCGUCAAUACGCUGGUCGAGCAGGGAUCGUUCACGACCGUGAUCUGGCUGGCGGCCGGUUAUGCGGCGGUCACCCUCGGUGAGCAGAUCCUGAAGCUCCUGCUCAAUGUCUACCGGGGAUGGGUUGCCGAGGACUCGGUGAGAAACCUGCGGCAUGUCGUGUCGACCGCUGCCGAACGGUCCGACCACAUCGGCUCGAUCGAUGAGAUCGGGGCGCAGAUAUCGAUGAUGCUGGAGGAGGCCGAACCGAUCGGCGGCUUCACCGGCAUAAGCCUCUCGGAGCCAUUGCUGCAGGCUGGAAUCCUGGCGAACCUGAUCGGCUACAUGGUCAUGCUCGACUGGCGGCUCGCCCUGCUCGGCCUCGCAUUCUUUCUGCCCCAGACGGUCUUCGUUCCGCUUCUUCAGGCCGGCAUCAACCGCAGGGCGCGCGAGCGGAUUCUCGUGAAACGGAGCAUCAGCGCCGGCGUGGUGGACAAUGUCGUCGCGCGCGCGGCGGGCUGGACCUGGGCCUACGGCCCGAUCGGCCGUGUCUUCACGCUCAACAUGGGAAUCUACCGGCUGAAGUUCACGCUCAACCUGCUGAUGAACAUGAUGCACCACCUCGGCGUCGCCUCGGCCCUGUGCCUGGGCGGAUGGCAGGUGCUGGAAGGCCAUAUGGAGGUCGGGACCGUCGUGGCCAUCGUCGGCGGCCUCGGCAAACUGAACGAUCCGUGGGGCGACCUGGUGAACUGGGCGCGCGAAUUCGCCGUGGUCGGCGUGAAAUAUCGCCUUUUCUCGGAGUUCGUGAACGGCCUUUCCCGGCGGCCUACGUAG